UGCAGGUUGGUCACUUCAGGUCUACACACAUGCUUGGAUGAGUCGACUUCAGUGACUGCGGAUACCAUUCUUAGUCUUCCAUGGGCAUUGCUGAUUAUUCAUUGUAUUUCGAUUGGAUGCUGAGAAGGUGCUGCUGGCUUUCUUCUUGAGAUCUACUCCCGCAUAGCCUCCAGAUUUCUACAUUCCCUUAUUUAAGGGGCAAGGGGGACCUUCAUAUGUUUGUGGAUCUUCACUGAAUCUCCAAGAUGGAUAGACCGUGAAUUUCCCUUCCUUUCUUUGACUCUAUCCUUGCAGCCCAUGGCUGACUGAGUAGUGACUCUUUAGUACGUCACCUUCCAUUCCAAAUUCCAGACAACAACUACAGUGCCAACACAAUGCAGAGGCAAGUGGAGGUCAGAAUGCAUGAAAGCCAUUUGGAGCCCAUCGUGGAGCCUCCUCAGCCUAUGUGUUGGGGAAUAUGCAGCAAAAUCAUGAAUAACUUGGUCCUUUUCCUCACCAUCCUUGGUGUGAUCACAGGCUCUGUUUCUGGAAUACUACUGCGUCCCAUGUCGCCGCUCCCCCCUGAUGUGGUCAUGAUCAUCUCGUUCCCAGGAGACAUCCUGAUGAGGAUGCUGAAGAUGCUCAUCCUGCCCCUGAUCAUCUCCAGUCUCAUCACAGGUGGGAGACCAGAACCCUGCCAUCAUAU
Molecule: messenger RNA, 685 nt
Organism: Oncorhynchus tshawytscha (Chinook salmon)
Lineage: Eukaryota; Metazoa; Chordata; Actinopteri; Salmoniformes; Salmonidae
Product: excitatory amino acid transporter 2-like
Exons: 3
Biological process (GO): L-glutamate transmembrane transport
Cellular component (GO): plasma membrane
Molecular function (GO): L-glutamate transmembrane transporter activity; neutral L-amino acid transmembrane transporter activity; glutamate:sodium symporter activity
Source: RefSeq, a predicted model, not a curated record